AUGAGUUUCCUCUCUGACCUCGCAAACGAUGUCGAAAACCUGCCAGACGAUGCCGCUCGCAUGACCGGCGAAGGCGUCGGUGACGUUGAGAGUAUCCCCCAGGACGCCGUUCGAGACGUACAAGAUAUUCCACAAGAUGUCGACAGGAGCGUCGACAAUGCCGCAACCGAUGUGGGGGAUACAGUGGGAGAUGUGCAGAGGUUCGACAACGGGGUGGACAAUUCAUAUCGUCUUACAGAUAUGGCAGACACAGCAGCACGCAUAGCCGGUCAGGGCGUCGGCGACGCCGAGCGGGCGCCACAAGACGCCGAGCGCGAUGUCCAGAACAUCCCGCAGGACGUCGAUACAGGGGCACAGAAUGCGGCGCAAGACGUCGGAGACGCGGUGGGAGAUGCGCAGAGGUUCGAUAAUGGGGUCGACAAUUCGUACGAUCAGGGGAGGAACCAGGGCCAGUCCGGGAAUUAA
Molecule: messenger RNA, 465 nt
Organism: Gloeophyllum trabeum ATCC 11539
Lineage: Eukaryota; Fungi; Basidiomycota; Agaricomycetes; Gloeophyllales; Gloeophyllaceae
Exons: 3
Coding region: 1-465 (154 amino acids)
Source: RefSeq, a predicted model, not a curated record